Pseudomyrmex gracilis is the source of this 4693-nucleotide messenger RNA. It is a transcript of the gene Adcy8, whose product is annotated as adenylate cyclase type 8-like. Gene Ontology annotation, biological process: intracellular signal transduction; adenylate cyclase-activating G protein-coupled receptor signaling pathway; cAMP biosynthetic process. Gene Ontology annotation, molecular function: adenylate cyclase activity. The record is from RefSeq and is a predicted model, not a curated record. The transcript is spliced from 20 exons. NCBI's taxonomy places the organism in Eukaryota, Metazoa, Arthropoda, Insecta, Hymenoptera, Formicidae. Gene Ontology annotation, cellular component: plasma membrane. Bases 300 to 4289 code for a protein of 1329 amino acids.
GAACAUCGCAGACGGAUUUCGUAGAUUGCGCUCAUCGGCUCGUCGAGAGAAGUGUGCGCGCGCGAUUUUCGAGUUCACCUCGCGACUUUUCGCACUCUCCCCCCUCCCCCCUCGAUGCUACAACGCUACGGAAAAGAAAAUUUUGUUUUCCCGUUUGCUGAGAAGACCCACGAUUAAGUCAGUUCUCAUUCAAGGUGUCUGUGAACAAUGCCGGAUGACACUAGUAAGGCACUUGUUGCCUCACUGACGAUCACAACGUGAGCAGUCAGUCGUGAUCCGCGGAUCAUCUCGGGGAGAUAAUGAUUACAGAACAGACCUGGACCAUGAUGCUGGACAGCGAUAUUACGAGUAUCAACGAGUCGGCAAUUUCACCGAGGAAACAAUUAUGGAUCAAGGCGGUGAAGAAGUUAACGUCCGAAAGACUGGGUCGGGAAGGGCUGGCGGCGUGGGAGGAUCGGAAGUCCAACGCGGAUCCCGAGAUCGUCAUUGAACCCAAGGACACCAGUCAGGAGCCCGCCGAGGAUGUCGAAGCCGCGAAAGCGGAACCGGAAGCCGCGGAGCAGGCUGUGAGCGAGGAGGAGGCUCCGACGCAACGCGAUGUCUUCAAGAAAGGAACGCUGUACAAAGGAAUAUUUCUGCCCUCGCUGACCAAUAGCUUUCACAACAAGCAGCUGGAAACGUCCUAUCUUCUUUAUUCGAAUCGGCAGAGACAGAAGUCUUUGCUGAUGCUGAAUAUCGUGGAUCUCGGCCUGAAGAUUACAUUAACAGCAAUCUGGCUUUCGCAACGGGACCCAAAUAGCGGAGGUCUUAUCGAGGGUCUGUCGUGGGCUGUAUGUUGCAUGGCGGCGAAUCUGAUGGUCUGCGUGCUCGGCUGGUGGCGUUGCUUUUCUAACAAUUACUUGUACUGGGCCUCGAUAUUUACUUGGUUAUUAAUAAAUUCUCAAGGCUUCAUAAGUGCUGGUCUGAGUUUCAUCACGCAACAGCGACUCAUGUGGUACAUACUCUUCGUGGUGUACGCGCCGUACGCGAUGCUGCCGUUGCCACUGAGGUGGUGCGUCCUCGCCGGCUACGGAACGGCGCUUACGCACAUGGUUAUGGCCGGUAUAAGUCUCUUGCGGGAUUCCACAUAUCUGCAGGACAUAAUGUGCAUCAUUCGCAUGCUGACGACGAACGUGUUGCUGUAUCUGGCCGUGAAUCUGGCCGGUAUGUACACCAAGUAUCUGACAGAUCGGGGACAAAGACAGGCCUUCCUGGAGACGCAACGUUCCACGGAGACGCGUCAACGCACGCAGAACGAGAACAAUCGACAGGAAAAAUUGUUGCUUUCAGUGUUACCUGAUUUUGUUGCCAAAGAAAUGAUACGCGACAUCGCGCGCGAAACCGCCCGAGGGGGUACAAUAUCAUUCACGCCGAAUCAAUUUCAUCGGAUAUACAUCCAUCGUUACGAGAACGUCAGCAUUCUGUUCGCCGACAUCAAGGGAUUCACGGCUCUGGCGAGUCAAUGCAGCGCCCAGGAGCUGGUCAAGGUGCUAAACGAUCUCUUUGCUCGCUUCGACAAACUGUCGGCGGAAAACCACUGUCUGCGCAUAAAACUACUCGGCGAUUGUUACUAUUGCAUUUCCGGUUUGCCAAUCGCCAGAAGCGAUCACGCCCAUUGUUGCGUCGAAAUGGGUUUGCACAUGAUAAAAGCUAUACGCGAUGUUAGAUACACCACGAAGGUGGAUCUAAAUAUGAGAAUAGGAAUUCACAGCGGGUCGGUGCUGUGCGGGGUUCUUGGUUUGCGAAAGUGGCAAUUUGACGUGUGGUCGUACGACGUCACACUCGCGAAUCAUCUCGAGAGCGGAGGAAUACCGGGAAGGGUGCACAUUUCCGCCGACACGCUCAAGUGCCUGAACGACGCGUACGAGGUGGAGCCCGGAUACGGUAGCGAGCGAGACAAUUAUCUCAAAGACAGAAACGUUGUGACAUAUCUCAUCAAACAGGUGGAGCCGCUCAAAUCCAGACGAAGAGCCUCGUCGAAACCGAAGAUUCUGACGGAGGAGGAAGCGGCUGCGAACAGAAACAAGAAGAGCUUCAAGCUGAACAACCCCCACACGGGCGCGAACGCGCCUCAGAACACCAGCUUGGAAGAUGACACCAUCGGAAUCGAUUGGACACCUGAAAUCCCAUUUGAGAAUUUGAAUACGGCUACGUCGGUGAGCAACUUGGAGUCCGAGUAUCUCGAGGAGGAGAAUGGUCAACCGGUCAAGCCGAGCAACAAAACGGCCGCGACGACUCCCAGUGAGAAGAAGAACGCCAUCGAAACUGCCAGUAACAAACGCAUGAGAUCGGCGAAUAUAAAUGCCUGGACUUUGCGCUUUAACGACGAGAGUCUGGAAUCCAAGUUCGACCAAUUGCGGGAAGACAUGUUCAAGUCCAACAUGAUAUGCUGCUUCGUCAUUUGGCUCUUCAUUGCCGUGUGCCAGGCCAUAAUUCUAUCCAAUUGCAUAAUUCUUCUGAUCUCCCUGCUGGUGACGACGGUGAUCCUGGUGACAUCGUCGAUACUGGUGAUGGCGGAAGAGUUCAAGGGCAUGCCGACGUAUCUGCAACACACGUCGUCCAUGCUGGUGCACAACAAGAAAUAUCGCACCGCGUUUAUCUGCAGCGUUAUCAGCCUGAUGGCAAUGACGUCCAUUAUCGGCGUGCUGACGUGUUACAUUCCCGUGCGUCUUUAUCCGGAAAUGAUAGUGCUGGAACGUCAGCAACAAGAACCGACCACGAUGGCUCUGCCGGUGGCGGAGAAGCUGACCGGAACCACCUCUAAGUCACACAUGGACCACCUGGUGUUGACCUUCCUGGAGGCUGCUCUGAGCGACGAGCCCGCCGAGGAGCAGAAGACCGUUCCUGCGGAGAAUAACACUCUGGAAGGUUCCAGCAAUAUCGAGCUGAAGCUUACGCGGGUGGUGAACGACAGGGCGCCCGGAAGAAGCAGAAAGGAGUUCUUCAGAUUCUACAGAUAUGAACAACACUACGACCAGCCGGAGUCUGGAAAUCGACGUUACAGGCGAGUCGCGCGCAAACGUGACACCGGGGGUUUCCAGAGGAAGAUUCUCUCCGUCGCCGAAGAGAAAAUUAAUUCGGAGCCUCUGACGAGCAUCGACGAGCCCAUCUCGUACGAGACCAGUUGCAUCCGGCCGGAAUACAUGGUGUUCACGUGGAUCCUGUGUCUGGUUGCACUUGCCUCAGCUCUAAAGCUGUACUAUCUUAUCAAAACAGCGCUGGCAGCUGUGAUCGUCCUUGUAUACGCGGUGCUGAUUCUGAUCGUGUGCAAGGACAUGUUUUCUGAGGAGAGAAACGCAUCGGCGAUAUCUCUACCGGCGCAGAUGCUGACGUUCCUCUCGGUGUUCCUCGUGAUGGUGACGUAUCACGGUAGACUGGUGGAAGUGACGUCACGUUUGGACUUCCUGUGGAAACAACAGGCCGAGCGGGAGCUGAGCGACAUGAUCGAGUCGCGACACAACAAUAUGCAGCUUUUGAAGAACAUCCUCCCGGAUCACGUGGCGCAUCACUUCCUCACGGCUGAUCGCGCGCCGGAAGAACUCUACUCGCAAUCGCGGGACAAGGUCGGCGUGAUGUUCGCCAGCGUGCCGAACUUCACCGAGUUCUAUUCGGAGGAUGUGAACAAGGGAAUGGAGUGCAUUCGAUUGCUCAACGAGAUAAUUGCUGAUUUCGACGAGUUGCUGGACGAGACGCCGUUCCAAUGCAUCGAAAAGAUAAAAACGGUCGGCGCCACUUACAUGGCCGCGUCAGGCCUGAACCCCAGUCAAACUGACAAAGCUGAUGAUAUGGGACAUCUGUGCAAACUGGUGGAUUACGCGGUGGCAAUGCGCCAUCGUCUUGAGGACGUGAACGUUCACUCGUUCAACAACUUCGACUUGCGAGUGGGUAUAAGUUGCGGACCGCUUGUGGGCGGUGUGAUCGGGGCUCGAAAGCCCGUCUUCGACAUUUGGGGCAAUACUGUGAACGAGGCUUCCCGCAUGGACUCCACCGGCGUGAUGGGAAAGAUCCAAGUCCCGCACGAUAUUGCCAGAUUUUUGGAGUCACGGGGCUAUCAGACGCAGAAACGCGGACUGAUCGAGGUGAAGGGAAAGGGCACGAUGGAGACGUACUUCGUGCUGGGCAAGAGCACCGUGCAACAGGAAGGCACCCCGAGACACAGGAGCACUUGUCGCAGUCUCGCCGCGGUGGUCUACGGGGUGGUUCAGGCGCGCCGCAAGCAGAUUAGAAAGCAAGCUAUGCGGAGAACGUAGAAUUUACUGAGACUCGAGAAUCUAUUAAUGGAUACUACGAUUGCGUAUAGCGCGCCACUGAUGUUAGACGAGCCGGUGCAGAGCAAUCACGUCGUAUCCGAGUCGAGUGGAAGUGUGCGAAAAGAAUCAAAAAAAUGACACUGAUAGUUUUUAGAUUUCUGACGAUCAAACUGCUAGUCACGUGCGAGUGAGUAUACAAUUCAGGGAGAGCUUUUUUCUCUCUCAACAUUCUCUCUCUUUUUAACAAAUCUAAAAAGAAAAACUAAUUAUAGGCGUAAUAACGUUAAUAUAGAAUAAAAUAAAAAAUAUUGCAUACACACGCAAACAUAAAAUCAGUACAACUAUAAUUAAAUAUUCGCUGUGAAAAAAAGAUUGUAUUCUAUUUUUCCCCAUUUUAAUAUUAA